GUGGAGCAUUUCGACCCCCGUUGAGGCCACAUUUGUGUGGGAGGCCUGAGGUUGCGUGAGGCAUGGGAGGCCUGAGUCGCGUGAGGCAUCGAGGUGGGUCGGACCCCAGCUGAGGCGGUAUUUGGGGGUCCACCCGUUGAGGUGGAGUUUGGGGUACAGGCGUGAAAUGGAUCGUAAGACAACAUCGGCCGUAUGACGUCACGUUGGCGACGUCACGGACACGUUUCGACAAGACCGGACAAGUUGAAACAUGAAAAAUAUGUGUUGGUUGCUGAUUGGUUGACCGGUAAGCGGUGAUGAUGCAAUGUGGAUACAAUACGCGUUACUGGAGUGUAUAAAAACUGGAGCUGUUGGGAUUGGGAAUCAUUUGCUAACCAACGUCCGAAGACAUCAGAAUUUCUGACUGGUAUUGUCAAAACGAACUACAAAAAUGGCUGCAACAAUGGGACACAUCGCACCACCAUCACCGCCAACGAGUGAAAUGGCUACCGGAUCGCCUGACGGUGUAAAGAAGUUAUCUCACGCUCAAGUUAAAAGAGGAUGGCGCGAAGGUUUCAGCACGAAUGAGAAGAGAGCGUACUACUAUAACAUUAUUACCCGAGAAAGUGUGUGGUCUAUACCGACCAUCCUGCCGUCGAUAGAGGAGGAGAGCCAAGCGGACUCCGGACCUGCACCAGAUAUGUUGGCGGCCGCCAUGGCGGAGUUGUCCGGGAACCUACCCAUGGAUCUCUCCCGGCCCCGUUCGUCAAGGGAAAACGCGAGAAGAGGAAGUUCACCCCAGACCCGGACCACGAGGAAAACGAGAGGAACGCCGUCAGAUUUCAUAUUGGAGACCCCACAAACAACGACAUUGUUGGACGACGAGACAGAGCGAGAACACUCACCAAGCGGAUCUUGACUAAGUUCAUCAUGGACGAUGUGCUCAAGCUUGUCUACCACGCACAAGGCCAGCUGGGUUGCGAGGGAUGUGAGAAAGACUGGCCCAGUCAAUGGGACCACGCAUGCCUGUUUUUUGGAGUGAAUCCUGAAAAUCGCAUAGAUGAUUUUGUGCCCCUGCACAUCGAGGAAGUAAUGGCAUCGUUAAACGUCAGUAGAGUGCGCCCGGUGUUUCAUGCAGUCGUUAGUCUUUUGGGAGGCGGUUCAGUCAUUGGAGCGGGGAUGGACUUGGACACCGAUUUGAGUUCCAUGAUUGAAGACAUUUUAAAUGAAUGGAAAGACGACUUAGAAGAAAUUGGAUUUUCAUUUUAUUCGUCCUUGUUCGAUAACACUACUGAACUCAUUCAAAACGUAGUGGAGAAUAUCGAGUAAAUAGUCAUUGACCAGUGAUAUCAUGCACUUAGUUAUAGUUUUUU
This is a messenger RNA of Patiria miniata (bat star), 1352 nucleotides long. Its product is annotated as mRNA (2'-O-methyladenosine-N(6)-)-methyltransferase-like. The record is from RefSeq and is a predicted model, not a curated record. The transcript is spliced from 2 exons. Gene Ontology annotation, molecular function: protein binding. Bases 431 to 898 code for a protein of 155 amino acids. NCBI's taxonomy places the organism in Eukaryota, Metazoa, Echinodermata, Asteroidea, Valvatida, Asterinidae.